UGUUUCCGAAAAGUGAACGUUUCACGAGUCAACAGCAACGUCUUUCGAGAAGUCUAAGCGCUGUUUGCGACAUUUUUCUUUCUUUUAUCCGUCAUCCAAUGUUUGAUGUGAUGAAAUAGCACGAUAAUUAGCGAGUAUUUUCGAUAUUAGUGUUCAUAGUCGUAAUAAAGUAACCGCUAGAUUACGAUAUAAUCUAAUAUGGGCGACGAAAGCCAUCCGAAAACUCUCUACGUCGGUAAUUUAGACGCGAGUGUGACAGAAGAAUUCCUAUGCGCGUUGUUCGGACAAAUAGGCGAAGUUAAAGGCUGUAAAAUAAUUCGUGAGCCAGGCAACGACCCCUAUGCGUUCCUGGAGUUUACGAAUCACACGGCGGCGGCUACGGCCCUGGCCGCCAUGAACAAGCGAGUGUUCCUCGACAAGGAAAUGAAGGUUAACUGGGCUACGAGUCCUGGCAAUCAGCCGAAGACGGAUACGAGUAAUCACCAUCACAUAUUUGUCGGUGACCUGUCACCGGAAAUCGAGACUCACAUAUUGCGCGAAGCCUUCGCCCCGUUCGGAGAGAUUUCGAACUGUCGAAUAGUACGUGACCCACAAACGCUCAAAUCUAAAGGAUACGCCUUCGUCUCGUUCGUUAAGAAAGCUGAUGCUGAAGCGGCGAUUCAGGCUAUGAACGGUCAGUGGCUGGGUUCUCGUUCCAUACGUACUAACUGGUCUACACGUAAGCCACCCACUAAAGGGCCCAAUGAGGGCGCGCCGAGCAGCAAGCGAGUCAAACAGCCGACGUUCGACGAGGUGUACAACCAGAGCUCGCCGACUAACACAACUGUCUACUGCGGCGGUUUCACUAGCAAUAUAAUUACUGAAGAGUUAAUGCAAAGCACAUUUUCACAAUUUGGUCAGAUACAGGAUGUAAGAGUAUUCAGGGACAAGGGAUAUGCUUUUAUUAGGUUCACAACGAAAGAGGCGGCUGCCCAUGCUAUAGAGGCGACACAUAAUACAGAAAUAAGUGGACACACAGUGAAAUGUUUCUGGGGGAAAGAGAAUGGGGGCACCGAAAGCCAGAGUACGAAUAAUCCACCUGCAGCCCCAACAUCAAUGGGUGGAGCACAAACACAGUACCCUAACUACGGGUACCAACAAGGAAUGGGCUAUUGGUAUGCACAGCAAGGCUACCCCGCGCUGCAAGGUUACAUGGCGCCGGGCUACUACCAGCAGUACGCCGCGGCCUACAGCACGCCGCAAGCUGCAGCAGCUGCGGGCUACCGCAUGAGCAUGCCGGGCGGCGGCGGCGCGGCGGGCGGCUCGUGGGGCGGCGGCCCGCAACCGCUCAUGUACGCGUCCGUGCCCUCCGCGCAGUACCCCUCCCAGUAGCGCGCGAGCCGACCGACCAACGCGACCACACACCACAACACACUACACCACUCUACCACACAAUAGUCCAACAACAGCUCCGCGCAAUACCAGCCACACUCUGACGCUGUCUCGACCGACAUUUACGGCUAACCUCUCCGUCACACGCAUGUUUGUGUGACGCCUUCAGCACAAUUAACGCCUUUAUUAGGGCGGUUUAUUAUCAUUAACAUCUGAUAAUAACCUGUAAAAAGUAAACCUAACAGUUUAAAUCUCAUUUUCUUGCGGUAUGUGAAGGAUCUGGGAAUCCAACACAAUAUCCCAAAGAAACAUUAUGUAGUUAAUGGAAAAGGCGGUCCUCACGCGCAGAUCUAUGGCGUAAAGACCUUAUUGCGUGCGAAUGUGUCGAUGUGCUAAGCGCAUGAGUGUGCUUGUUUAUCGUGCGUUGUAUGGACCUAUUGUUACCGAGUAUUUUGUGACUGUAGGCUUAGCACAUUGUGCACAUCUUAACGACGUUGAUAGAAUACGACUAUCGAAACAUUAUAACGUCAAGUAAAAUGGACCUAAACUGCCUUGUUCUAAGGUUUCAGUUCAUCCACAGCCUGCACAUCUACAGCCUGCUCCCGCUGCGGAAACUUAAAAGUAGUACUGAAACACUACCUUAAAACUUUUAUAUUGACAUUACAGUCUUUCGAUAUUCGAAAUCUAUAAAAGUUGUCGAAAUGUGCUAACUUGUGCUAAGGGUACUGGACCGUAGGACCGCAAACACAAACUGCGAAAUUGUCGUCCGGAGUAUCAAAAUGAAACGUUCCAUAUAUUAAAACUGCGCGAGGCACUUCCAAUAUUUUUCAUAUGGAAAAUGUAGAUAUGUAUCGCGUAAUUUUAUUUUUAAACAGCUCUAUUCUAUACAUAAUUUCGUUAUAGGGGUCUAAAUGCUAAUGAAAGCUGAUGUGAUUUUUCAGAAACCUGCAACACUAUGAAAAUGUCACUUAUUGUUUUUAUAACCUCACCUAGAUUUCAUACUAGUUUAUUUAAUAAUAAGGAUAUUUUAUACUCAGUAAGUUCUGCAGGAUUUAUAUUUAUUAGACCGGGUCUAUCAAUAUUAUAGUUUAAAAUGUGAAAUCUAAAAUAGAAAUUGCGUGGCAUCAAUAAAAUCUUUGUUUAUUCUGAAACCAUAAUUUUAUAAAAACUAUGUUAUCACUUGCGUAGUCCCGUUUAAAAUCUUUAGUUGGCGUCGACGUCACUGGCAGGCGUCAAAUGUUCCUACAUUUGACGCUAGGUAGCCUAUGAAUCGUCUAUUUUACUUUGGUUUCACGUCACGCAUAGCCUAAUAUUUGACAUAUCGUCGAUUGAGGAUCAAAUCAAGGGUUCCCUCAGUCAAUUACAAUCAAAAUGUUAAAAAAAUGCAUCAAAUACUUUUAUUCUUAGUUAUACACAUUGAUACACAACCUAAGUUUUUUAAAGCCACCAUUUCUCACUAUCAGCUUUCACUAGAUAGACUAUAUCUUUGGUUAUACGAUACUAUCUGUAUAUAUGAAAAGAGAAACUGACUGACUGACAUAUCAAUGUACAGCUCAUACAGCUGGGCUUAGAAACUCAAGAUUUUGCAUGGAGGUUUUUCUAUACUUACACCAGCACUAAGGAAGGAUUUUGAGGAACGGGAUCUUUAAGUAAAACCUAUAAUUUACCCAUAAAUGAAGUUAUGGGGAAAUGCUAGUCUCUACUAAGACAAGGCAAAUGAAAUAAUAUAUGUAAUAUUUUAAUGUUGAAUGUGAAAACUGUAUUGAAAUAUUAUGGAUUUAAAACAUUUGUGCAUGAGAAUCGUAUUUCAUGGUGCUGAGCUAUUGACACUUUUAGUAAUAAAAAUUAUACUACAUACGCAUCACAUUAUACUAAGAUACGUUUAACUUUUUGAAACAACUGCAUAAUAUUUCUUCUAGUAUAGAUCUUUGUGACACAAUAUACAAUAUACAUAUACUCUAAAAUCGUAUAUUGUAUGCCAGAAAUAUUUCAAUACAGUAUAUUAUUAUUUUUUCCUCAAUUUAAAUAUUUUUGUCAAUAUAAUUUAUUUAUUUUAUUCCACCUGACAUAGAUUUCGAUGUAACAAAAUGCUGUUUGUCUGUGAAGCACAAUGGUGUACUGUAGCGACGACUAGACGCAUCGUUGUGUAAACCAGCCUUAUAAGAACUGCCUUUAAACAAUUAUGGUACAAGAUCUUGACUUAUACAGCGAAUAAUAUGUUUGUUUAUAAACUGAAAUGUUAAGUGAAUGUUAGAGAUAAGAAGUACGCAAUAGAAUACGUCCAGUACAGUAGCCGUGGCUAGCGCAGAGCGUCGGGGAACCGACGGACAUAUCCCGUACGAUUGACUCGGCAGAGUGGCCAAAAACUUCAUACGAUAACGUGCAGUUGGUUUAUAUGGACUCAUGCUACGGCGAACGGUGACCAGUCAGUGAAAACUUUGUUAAGUGACUCGGGUUUUGGUAAAAACGAUGCACCGAACAAGGUUCGCAGUUCGCUCGGUCGCGCCCUAACGGUGACUCGCGCCGAUAGUCUACAAUCUACAUAGAUAGGACAUAACGAAAUAAAUUAUAAAUUUUUAAAAAAAGUUAUAACGAUAUAGAAGGAGUAGUGUCGCGAAUGGCCUCGUGUACAUACGUGUAUUUAUUGGCGGCCCGCGCUGCAGACUGAGCUGUCCCGACCACUGCUCGGACGCGCCAGCCGUCUGACGUAUAUUUAUAAUUAUUAAGUUCGGCACAUGUUGUUUUGUUGACAUUGAAUUGUUAUGAUUUAUUGUAUGGAAAGCUGGUAAGUCAAUAAAGUGGAAAAUGGGACACCGGGUGUUUGAUUUGCCGUCGAUUUGUAGAAUUAUAACAUAUUAUAAUACUUUAUCGUGUUUAUUUCUGGGUCCAAACUGGAGGGCGGCAGUUCUACUGUGAUUGAACACUACGUGCAAACAGCUCGGUCAUUGAGAAAAUAUUAUUGUAAAAAUUCUAAACGUCAUUUUGUAAAAGGAAAGAAUAAAUAGUUUAAGUUUAUUAAUA
Molecule: messenger RNA, 4392 nt
Organism: Maniola jurtina (meadow brown)
Lineage: Eukaryota; Metazoa; Arthropoda; Insecta; Lepidoptera; Nymphalidae
Gene: Rox8
Product: nucleolysin TIAR
Exons: 4
Coding region: 199-1371 (390 amino acids)
Molecular function (GO): RNA binding
Source: RefSeq, a predicted model, not a curated record